Molecule: messenger RNA, 8744 nt
Organism: Sciurus carolinensis (gray squirrel)
Lineage: Eukaryota; Metazoa; Chordata; Mammalia; Rodentia; Sciuridae
Gene: Cacna1a
Product: calcium voltage-gated channel subunit alpha1 A
Biological process (GO): chemical synaptic transmission; calcium ion import across plasma membrane
Cellular component (GO): membrane; neuronal cell body; voltage-gated calcium channel complex
Molecular function (GO): high voltage-gated calcium channel activity
Source: RefSeq, a predicted model, not a curated record
CGGGGCGCUGGGGACCCCUGGAGAGCCCGCCGCGCUGCGCACUAACCGCGUCCGCCAGCGCCGCGCGACUGGAGGCAGUUUUCUCUCCGCUGUGCUGGAGGCAGAAGACCCUGGGAUUUCUGAGCAAGGCCCAUGGACACUGACGACCUCCCGGGUCCCUGACCCCAUGCGCUCCCCCGUCAGUUGCUAUGACGCCCCACACGGCAGCAACUCAGGACCCCCAGGUCCAGACAGCACCCUGCAGCACAUGUGGGCCCAGCAGAUGAGCAGCAGCCUCGAGUGGCCCCCUCUGAAGCGGCGGGGUGGCGUGGUGGACCAUCGGGAUGUCAUCUUGGCCCACCAGGCACACAAAAUCCACAGCACCCCCCAGGCCAGGAGGAAAGAAUGGGAAAUGGCCCGCUUCGGAGACGAGAUGCCGGCCCGCUACGGGGGAGGAGGCUCCGGGGCAGCCGCCGGGGUGGUCGUGGGCGCCGGAGGCGGGCGAGGAGCCGGGGGCAGCCGGCAGGGCGGGCAGCCCGGGGCGCAAAGGAUGUACAAGCAGUCAAUGGCGCAGAGAGCGCGGACCAUGGCCCUCUACAACCCCAUCCCCGUCCGACAGAACUGCCUCACGGUCAACCGCUCCCUCUUCCUCUUCAGCGAAGACAACGUGGUGAGAAAAUACGCCAAAAAGAUCACCGAAUGGCCUCCCUUUGAGUACAUGAUCUUAGCCACCAUCAUAGCCAACUGCAUCGUCCUGGCCCUGGAGCAGCACCUGCCCGACGACGACAAGACCCCGAUGUCCGAGCGGCUGGAUGACACAGAGCCAUACUUCAUCGGGAUUUUUUGUUUUGAGGCUGGUAUCAAGAUCAUCGCCCUCGGAUUCGCCUUCCACAAAGGCUCGUACCUGAGGAACGGCUGGAACGUGAUGGACUUCGUGGUAGUGCUGACAGGCAUCCUGGCCACGGUCGGGACGGAGUUCGACCUGCGGACGCUGAGGGCAGUGCGCGUGCUGCGGCCGCUCAAGCUGGUGUCUGGAAUCCCAAGCUUACAGGUCGUCCUGAAGUCCAUCAUGAAGGCGAUGAUCCCUCUGCUGCAGAUCGGCCUCCUCCUGUUUUUUGCGAUCCUUAUUUUUGCAAUCAUAGGGUUAGAAUUUUAUAUGGGGAAAUUUCAUACCACCUGCUUUGAAGAGGGGACAGAUGACAUUCAGGGCGAGUCCCCGGCUCCGUGCGGGACAGAGGAGCCCGCGCGCACCUGCCCCAACGGGACCAGGUGCCAGCCCUACUGGGAGGGGCCCAACAACGGGAUCACGCAGUUCGACAACAUCCUGUUCGCCGUCCUGACGGUUUUCCAGUGCAUCACCAUGGAAGGCUGGACUGAUCUCCUCUACAACAGCAACGAUGCCUCAGGGAACACUUGGAACUGGCUCUACUUCAUCCCCCUCAUCAUCAUCGGCUCCUUUUUUAUGCUCAACCUCGUGCUGGGCGUGCUGUCAGGAGAGUUUGCCAAAGAAAGGGAGCGGGUGGAGAACCGGCGGGCAUUUCUGAAGCUGAGGCGGCAGCAGCAGAUCGAACGCGAGCUCAAUGGGUACAUGGAGUGGAUCUCCAAAGCAGAAGAGGUGAUCCUCGCGGAGGACGAGGCCGACGUGGAGCAGAGGCAUCCCUUUGAUGGCGCCCUGCGGAGAGCGACCAUCAAGAAGAGCAAGACGGACCUGCUGCAGCCCGAGGAGGCCGAGGACCAGCUGGCCGACAUCGCCUCUGUGGGGUCUCCCUUUGCCCGAGCCAGCAUCAAAAGUGCCAAGCUGGAAAACUCGACCUUCUUUCACAAGAAGGAGAGGCGGAUGCGCUUCUACAUCCGCCGCAUGGUCAAAACUCAGGCCUUCUACUGGACUGUGCUCAGUCUGGUCGCCCUCAACACCCUGUGCGUUGCUAUUGUUCACUACAACCAGCCCGAGUGGCUCUCCGACUUCCUCUACUAUGCAGAAUUCAUUUUCUUAGGACUCUUUAUGUCCGAAAUGUUUAUAAAAAUGUACGGGCUUGGGACGCGGCCUUAUUUCCACUCUUCCUUCAACUGCUUUGACUGUGGGGUCAUCAUCGGGAGCAUCUUCGAAGUCAUCUGGGCCGUCAUCAAACCCGGCACGUCAUUUGGAAUCAGCGUGUUACGAGCUCUCAGGUUAUUGCGCAUUUUCAAAGUCACCAAGUACUGGGCGUCCCUCAGAAACCUGGUGGUCUCCCUCCUCAACUCCAUGAAGUCCAUCAUCAGCCUGCUGUUCCUGCUCUUCCUGUUCAUCGUCGUCUUCGCCCUCCUGGGGAUGCAGCUCUUCGGGGGCCAGUUCAACUUCGAUGAAGGGACGCCGCCCACCAACUUCGACACGUUUCCAGCAGCAAUAAUGACAGUGUUUCAGAUCCUGACGGGCGAAGACUGGAACGAGGUCAUGUACGACGGCAUCAAGUCCCAGGGCGGCGUGCAGGGCGGCAUGGUCUUCUCCAUCUACUUCAUCGUGCUGACCCUCUUCGGGAACUACACCCUCCUGAAUGUGUUCCUGGCCAUCGCCGUGGACAACCUGGCCAACGCUCAGGAGCUCACCAAGGAUGAACAAGAGGAGGAGGAGGCUGCCAACCAGAAGCUCGCCCUGCAGAAGGCCAAGGAGGUGGCGGAAGUGAGCCCCCUGUCGGCUGCCAACAUGUCCAUAGCUGUGAAGGAGCAGCAGAGGAACCAGAAGCCGGCCAAGUCGGUGUGGGAGCAGCGCACGAGCGAGAUGCGCAAGCAGAACCUGCUGGCCAGCCGCGAGGCGCUCUAUCCCGAGCUGGACCCCGACGAGCGCUGGAAGGCGGCGUACGCGCGCCACCUGAGGCCCGACGUGAAGACGCACCUGGACCGGCCGCUGGUGGUGGACCCGCAGGAGAACCGCAACAACAACACCAACAAGAGCCGCGCCGCCGAGCCCGCGGUGGAGCAGCGCCUGGGCCAGCAGCGCGCCGAGGACUUCCUGCGGAAGCAGGCGCGCUACCACGAGCGCGAGCGCGCGCGCGACCCCGGCGCCCCCGGCGGCCCCGACGCGCGCAGGCCCUGGGCCGGCGGCCCCGAGACCGAGCCGAGCCGCGAGGGUCCCUACGGCCGCGAGUCGGAGCACCCGGCCCGGGAGGGCGGCCCCGAGCAGCCCGGCUUCUGGGAGGGCGAGGCGGAACGGGCCAAGGUCGCCGACCCGCACCGCAGGCACGCGCACCGCCAGGCCGCCCCCAGGGACAGCCUCAGCGGCUCGCCGCGCACCGGCGCCGACGGGGAGCCGCGCAGGCACCGCGCGCACCGCAGGCCGGGCGACGAAGCGCCGGAUGACAAGGCCGAGCGCAGGGCGCGCCACCGCGAGGGCAGCCGGCCGGCCCGCGGCGGAGAGGGCGAGGGCGAGGGCCCCGACGGGGGCGAGCGCCGACGGCGACACCGGCACGGCCCUCCCGCCGCCUACGACGGGGAUGCGCGUAGGGAGGACAAGGAGCGCCGGCACCGCCGGAGGAAAGAGAACCAGGGCGCCGGGGUCCCCCUGUCCGGCCCCAACCUGUCCACCACGCGGCCGAUCCAGCAGGACCUGGGCCGCCAGGACCCGCCGCUGGCCGAGGACAUCGACAACAUGAAGAACAAUAAGCUGGCCACCGCCGAGCCGGCCAGUCCCCACGACAGCCUGGGCCACGCCGGCUUGCCCCAGAGCCCCGCCAAGAUGGGGAACAGCACGGACCCCGGCCCCGCGCCCGCCUCGGCCACCAACCCCCAGAACGCCGCCAGCCGCCGGACGCCCAACAACCCGGGGCCCCCGUCCGACCCCGGCCCCCCCAAGGCCCCCGAGAACAGCCUUAUCGUCACCAACCCCAGCAGCACCCAGAACAACUCAGCCAAGACUGCCAGGAAGCCCGAGCACACGGCCGUGGACAUCCCGCCCGCCGGCCCGCCCCUCAGCCACACGGUCGUCCAAGUGAACAAAAACGCCAACCCAGACCCACUGCCAAAAAAAGAGGAGGAGAAGAAGGAGGAGGACGACCCCGGGGAGGAUGGGCCCAAGCCCAUGCCCCCCUACAGCUCCAUGUUUAUCCUGUCCACGACCAACCCCCUUCGCCGCCUGUGCCAUUACAUCCUGAACCUGCGCUACUUCGAGAUGUGCAUCCUCAUGGUCAUCGCCAUGAGCAGCAUCGCCCUGGCUGCCGAGGACCCAGUGCAGCCCAACGCGCCCCGGAACAACGUGCUGCGAUAUUUUGACUACGUUUUUACGGGCGUCUUCACCUUUGAGAUGGUGAUCAAGAUGAUCGACUUGGGGCUCGUCCUGCAUCAGGGCGCCUACUUCCGUGACCUCUGGAACAUUCUCGACUUCAUAGUGGUCAGUGGGGCCCUGGUGGCCUUUGCCUUCACUGGCAACAGCAAAGGAAAGGACAUCAACACAAUUAAAUCUCUCCGAGUCCUCCGGGUGCUACGACCUCUUAAAACCAUCAAGCGGUUGCCAAAGCUCAAGGCGGUGUUCGACUGCGUGGUGAACUCGCUCAAGAACGUCUUCAACAUCCUCAUCGUCUACAUGCUCUUCAUGUUCAUCUUCGCCGUGGUGGCCGUGCAGCUCUUCAAGGGCAAGUUCUUCCACUGCACCGACGAGUCCAAGGAGUUCGAGAAGGACUGCCGUGGCAAGUACCUCCUGUACGAGAAGAACGAGGUGAAGGCCCGGGACCGGGAGUGGAAGAAGUACGAGUUCCACUACGACAACGUGCUCUGGGCCCUGCUCACCCUCUUCACCGUGUCCACGGGGGAAGGCUGGCCACAGGUCCUCAAGCACUCGGUGGACGCCACCUUUGAGAACCAGGGCCCCAGCCCCGGGUACCGCAUGGAGAUGUCCAUCUUCUACGUGGUCUACUUCGUGGUCUUCCCCUUCUUCUUCGUCAACAUCUUUGUGGCCUUGAUCAUCAUCACCUUCCAGGAGCAGGGGGACAAGAUGAUGGAGGAGUACAGUCUGGAGAAGAACGAGCGGGCCUGCAUCGACUUCGCCAUCAGUGCCAAGCCGCUGACCAGACACAUGCCGCAGGACAAGCGCAGCUUCCAGUACCGCAUGUGGCAGUUCGUGGUGUCCCCACCCUUCGAGUACACCAUCAUGGCCAUGAUCGCCCUCAACACCAUCGUGCUGAUGAUGAAGUUCUACGGCGCCUCCGUGGCCUAUGAAAACGCCCUGCGGGUCUUCAACAUCGUCUUCACCUCCCUCUUCUCCCUGGAGUGCGUGCUCAAAGUCAUGGCCUUUGGGAUUCUGAAUUAUUUCCGUGAUGCCUGGAACAUCUUCGACUUUGUGACUGUCCUGGGCAGCAUCACAGAUAUCCUCGUGACCGAGUUCGGGAAUCCGAAUAACUUCAUCAACCUGAGUUUUCUCCGCCUCUUCCGGGCUGCCCGGCUCAUCAAACUCCUCCGUCAGGGUUACACCAUCCGCAUUCUUCUCUGGACCUUCGUGCAGUCCUUCAAGGCCCUGCCGUAUGUCUGCCUGCUGAUCGCCAUGCUCUUCUUCAUCUAUGCCAUCAUCGGGAUGCAGGUGUUUGGCAACAUUGGCAUCGACGUGGAGGACGAGGACAGUGACGAGGACGAGUUCCAAAUCACUGAGCACAACAACUUCCGGACCUUCUUCCAGGCGCUCAUGCUUCUCUUCCGGAGCGCCACCGGCGAGGCCUGGCACAACAUCAUGCUUUCCUGCCUCAGCGGGAAGCCCUGCGAUAAGAACUCCGGCAUCCUGACAGCCGACUGCGGCAACGAGUUCGCCUACUUUUACUUCGUUUCCUUCAUCUUCCUCUGCUCGUUUCUGAUGCUGAACCUCUUCGUCGCCGUCAUCAUGGACAACUUCGAGUACCUCACCCGAGACUCCUCCAUCCUGGGCCCCCACCACCUGGACGAGUACGUGCGCGUCUGGGCGGAGUACGACCCCGCAGCUUGGGGCCGCAUGCCUUACCCGGACAUGUAUCAGAUGCUGAGACACAUGUCUCCGCCCCUGGGUCUGGGGAAGAAGUGUCCGGCCAGAGUGGCCUACAAGAGGCUCCUGCGGAUGGAUCUGCCCGUGGCGGAUGACAACACCGUCCACUUCAACUCCACCCUCAUGGCUCUGAUCCGCACGGCCCUGGACAUCAAGAUAGCCAAGGGUGGGGCCGACAAGCAGCAGAUGGACGCAGAGCUCCGGAAGGAGAUGAUGGCCAUCUGGCCAAACCUGUCCCAGAAGACGCUCGACCUGCUGGUCACACCUCACAAAUCCACGGACCUGACGGUGGGGAAGAUCUACGCGGCCAUGAUGAUCAUGGAGUACUACCGGCAGAGCAAGGCCAAGAAGCUGCAGGCCAUGCGCGAGGAGCAGAACCGGACCCCGCUCAUGUUCCAGCGCAUGGAGCCCCCGUCCCCGACGCAGGAGGGGGGGCCCGGGCAGAACGCCCUCCCCUCCGCCCAGCUGGACCCUGGAGGAGGCCUGAUGGCUCGCGAGAGCGGCCUCAAGGAGAGUCCGUCCUGGGUGACCCAGCGGGCCCAGGAGAUGUUCCAGAAGACUGGCACCUGGAGCCCGGAACGAGGGCCCCCCACCGACAUGCCCAACAGUCAGCCCAACUCUCAGUCCGUGGAGAUGCGCGAGAUGGGCACCGAUGGCUACUCGGACAGCGAGCACUACCUCCCCAUGGAAGGCCAGGCCCGGGCCGCCUCCAUGCCCCGCCUCCCCGCCGAGAACCAGAGGAGAAGGGGCCGGCCACGUGGGAAUAACCUCAGUACCAUCUCCGACACCAGCCCCAUGAAGCGCUCGGCGUCCGUGCUGGGCCCCAAGGCUCGGCGCCUGGAGGACUACUCCCUGGAGCGGGUCCCCCCGGAGGAGAACCAGCGGCACCACCAGCGCCGCCGGGACCGCGACCGCGACCGCGGCCACCGCGCCUCUGAGCGCUCCCUGGGCCGCUACACCGACGUGGACACAGGCUUAGGAACGGACCUGAGCAUGACCACCCAAUCCGGGGACCUGCCAUCGAAAGAGCGGGACCAGGAACGGGGCCGACCCAAGGACCGGAAGCAUCGGCAGCACCACCACCACCACCACCACCACCACCCCGCGCCCCCCGACAAGGAGCGCUACGCCCAGGAGCGGCCAGACCACGGUCGGGCCAGGGCUCGGGAGCAGCGCUGGUCCCGCUCGCCCAGCGAGGGCCGAGAGCACAUGGCGCACCGGCAGGGCAGUAGUUCGGUCAGUGGAAGCCCAGCCCCCUCAACGUCCGGCACCAGCACUCCGCGGCGGGGGCGCCGCCAGCUCCCCCAGACCCCCUCCACUCCCCGGCCACACGUGUCCUAUUCCCCCGUGAUCCGUAAGGCCGGCGCCCCGGGCGCCCCGCAGCAGCAGCAGCAGCAGCCGGCGGCGGCCAGGCCGGGCCGGGCGGCCACCAGCGGCCCUCGGAGGUACCCGGGCCCCGCCGCAGAGCCGCUGGCCGGGGAGCGGCCGGCCACUGGGGGCCACGGCAGCAGCCGCUCGCCUGGGAUGGAGCGGCGAGCUCCGGGCCCCGCCAGGAGCGAGUCCCCCAGGGCCUGUCGCCAUGGAGGGCCCCGGUGGCCAACGUCAGGUCCGCACAUGUCCGAGGGACCCUCGGGUCCCCGGCACCACGGCUACUACCGGGGCUCCGACUACGACGAGGCCGACGGCCCGGGUGGCGAGGAGGCGGUGGCCGGGCCCUACGACGCGCCACCCCUCCCGCGACACACGUCCUCGGGCGCCGCCGGGCGAUCGCCCAGGACUCCCCGGGCCCACGGCCCAGCCUGCGCCUCGCCUUCCCGGCACGGCCGGAGACUCCCCAACGGCUACUACCCGGUCCACGGAGUGGCCAGGCCCCGAGGGCCGGGCUCCCGGAAAGGCCUGCACGAGCCCUACAGCGAGAGCGACGACGAUUGGUGCUAAGUCCGGGCGCGGUGGCCCCUCACCCGCCCGGCGCCCCCACGCACCCCACGCACACACCCCGCCGGGAGGAGCGCGCCGGGCCGGCCGCCUCGCCGCCACCUGCCCAGCACCGCGGGCGAGAACCCGCCAGACAGGGGCCCAGCCUCGGGGCCAGGGCUGGGCCGCGCGGGGUCCCACCACCCUCGGCCAGGAGAGACCCUCCCGGCGUCGAGGGCCCGGCCCGACCUCCCCGCACCAGGGGCUCCGGGGGCGGCCGGAGACAGGCCGACGGCGGCCGAGUCCUCUCAGCCCUUUUUGGAGAACUUUGGGGAAAACGGGGAAAAAAACAAACAAAAAUAAUAAUAAUAACAUUUUUAAAAGAAAAACGGGGAGAAAAAAACCGCUUCUAUUGAUGAGUUUUAUCAUCUCAACUGAACCCUUUCCCUGGUGAAGGACGCGGUGGCUGCGGGCGGAGGACACAGGCAGGAAGCCGACCCAGAGCCCCACGCGGACGGGACACGCCACACUCUUCUCAACCACACGCAGGAGUGCUUGCUGGUGACACCAAACCCUACUAUUACUGCCUGCAGAAAUCAAUUUAAAAGAAAAAUAAUAACAAUAAACAAUUUUAAAAAGGACAAAAAAAAUUAAUGAUUGAGAAAAAGAAGCAUUUUUUUCUGACAUUUGGUCCUGCUUGAAAUAACAAAAGAGAAAAAACAAACAAAAAAAAAAAAAAACCACCACCACCACCACCAAUUCCCUUGCUUCUUUUUUCCUUUUUUUCCUACCUUGUUUGAAAACCGUGGGCUUGGGACUGUGAAUUAUUGCAUGACAUUAAAAAAGAAAAAAAAUAAUAAAAAAAAGUUGAAUUCAA